AGUCAUUUAUACAUGGUGAAAUCAAGAUGUAUUUAAUUUAUUUUGUCAGCCAUGUGCAUUGGUAUAGAAUUUAAAAUGAUCUCAUACCUCAAUACCAGUGGCCCAAUAAACGCCGAGCGGUAUGUUCACGUGACACAAACCAGCCAAUAGGCGUAGAGAGAUUUGAAAUUGUGCGUGGUCUUUGUUCACGAGUCCCCCGUCAACGUUACUUCAGUUCCGUAAAGAGGGCCUUGUGUCAGUGUUCGUUUAUGUAUGGUCUCUGCCUAAAAUCGCAUAUUUUUCGGCUAAAAAUUUAUAUGUGAAAGUUGUGAUUUUUUUCAUAAGACAACAACGUUUCGUCCAGACUGUUUAACAACCGUCGCGUGAAUGUUGGACACGGAGAGCAGACACAGUACCGGGUUGGAUCAAGGGUCCACAAGGGAUCCUUGGCUCACGAUGGACUGCUACCUAGGGACAGACAGCGUAUCCUUGCAGGAGAUGCUGGAUGUUGACAUAAAGUGUGAAGUCGAAGGAGUCAUCGGAGGCCAUCCAGAGCUAGGCUUCAAUUUCACCGAUUUGUCGCCCCUUGAGAUGGAUGACAAUCCCGUCGGCUGUCAGGAUGAUAUUAAUGGCUGGUUUGGCUCAGCUAGUCUGUUGAAUGGAAAUAGCAAUAGUUCCAACAGCAAUUUCAAUUUGGAUAUUUCUGGAGGAGAAGCAGCUUCGGUGAUGGUCAAUCCCAACUCUGUGAUGCCACACAUAACUGUGAGAAGUCCAAGUCCGCACAGUAAUCAUCGCUCUUUUUCUCUCUCUGUGAAAAAAGAUAUCAAAGAAGAGAAAGUCAAUGUGGAAGAUGAGAACGAUUCGGACGGAGAACAGUAUGAGCAUGAUAUGACAGAAACUGAAGAUGAGGAGGAGGAAGAAGAGGACGGAGAUGAGGAGGAGGAGUCGGAAGACGAGCAAGAACUUACAACGACGAUAAUUCCGCCCAAACUAAAGCAAAAUUCGCUACCUACAAACACUAUGAUAAAAACCAUAUCUCCUCAGAUACCGAAACCUCAAAUGCAACAGAAAUUAAACACAGUUACGAAUAUAAAAGUACAAAACUUCAAACUACUUCAGAAUUCGCAUCACGCUCAACACGUUAGAAAACAAAACUACAAUAACAACGUUCACAACACAGUUACGACAAUAAAAAGGGACAAGGAAUUUGACCUCUCAGAUUACGACGAAAGACCAUAUCCAAAGCCGGCGUAUUCAUAUUCCUGUCUCAUAGCGAUGGCACUGAAGAAUAGCCACACAGGGUCUUUGCCAGUUUCGGAAAUCUACAAUUUUAUGUGUGAACAUUUUCCUUACUUCAAGACAGCACCGAAUGGUUGGAAAAAUUCUGUAAGGCACAAUUUGUCGCUGAAUAAAUGUUUCGAAAAGAUAGAGAAGCCUGCAGGUAAUGGCAAUCAGAGAAAAGGAUGUUUGUGGGCGAUAAAUCCGGCGAAGAUAGCGAAAAUGGACGAAGAAGUGCAGAAAUGGUCAAGAAAGGAUCCUCUUGCAAUUAAGAAGGCAAUGAUCUAUCCCGACCACUUAGAGUUACUAGAACGGGGUGAAAUGAGGUAUGCGGGGAGCGGCUUUAUGUCAGAAGAGGCGGAAAGCUCUGGCGAUGAAACCGCGGAAGAGAAUACAACGUAUGAUGAACCUGUUCAUAAUCAUAUUGCAGCAAAUUCUGUAACAGACAGUUAUGACGAGAGCAGUCAAGAUUUUGACAUAGAUAUUACUGAACAUAUCUAUGAUGAAAUUGAUAUCGAGGAUAAUAAGGACACAUUGCACAUGCAGCUAAAUAUCGCUAAGCAGCCAACGUUUAAAUAUCAACUUAGUCCUAGCACGAAGAGACAAAAAACAUUGACGGGAACGUUACAAAGAAACUAUGUCUACCAACCUGUUACGACGACACGAAGGAAAACUCCUCUACUCUUAAGGCCAGGAGCGACGCCGAAUUCAUACCUUAAGAUUGAAUAAACGUUAGAAUGAAAUUGACGAAAAAAAUUCAUACAUUUUCACUGUAUAAAAAAUGCAUCAAUUUUUUUUCUACCUCCGUUCACACUGGUAGUCGAAUUCUAUUGUGAAAUAUCGAUUUGAGGUGUCCAUGUUAAUCUAAUUUACCAGUUUCUAUUCAUUGUCUUUUUUCUUAAAACUCUUGACUUUCUACUCUAAGUCGUAUUCUGGAAGUUCAGUGAAAUUAAUUCAUUAUUAAUUACCCUCUUGUUACUUACUGUACCUAACUACCGUUUUUACGUAUUUCACUUUUAUUUGAAAUGACUAAUACAAUAAUAAUAUAACUCGAACAUCGAAGACCAAACCAAAAAAGUUCGCAGUACUUUUAACUUAUCCAGAUAUCAUUUUUUCAUCUGAUAUUUUCUUUUAUCACAUUUUUAGCAACAAAACGAUUUCAUUACAUGAGAAACAAUUGCAAUGGGUACAAAUUAGAGUAUUGACAAAUUUUUUAAUUUGUCAGGAUCGUGACCUGAUCUGAUAAAAUUAAUGAUUAUAUAGUUCGAAUUUAUUGAUUGGUUAGUUUUUUUUUCUCACAAUAAUAAAUGAAACAGAAAUGUUUGUAUUAAAUUUAUGGAAAACAGCUGAACAACUGCAAUUUUGAAAGCAUGCAAAUCAAGUCUCACUUUCAACAUAGCAAGACUUUCUAUAAUUAUGCAUCUAACUGGGUAAAAACAGUUACAGAUUUUGAUUACAUGGUAACGUUUUGAAACUUUGGAUGAUGAGCAAGUAUAUUUAGUAGAUACUACUUAAGAAACAAAAAAGAAAAACAAUUUAGUGCUCAUGCAGUCAAUUCAUUACACAGCAAAAUUUUGCAGUGUUCAAGAAUUCCCUAUUCGCACAAAUUGUGUAUGCAAUAAUAUAUUGCUAUAAAUAAGUCUUACGAAUAUAGAUUUUGUACUAUUGUUCAAAUCCGUUUGGUUGAUUUAGCUGGAAAAAAAUUAUUUUCAUCGGCAGCAAUCUUAAGAUUUUAGUGUAUCAUUUUUUUAAUUCGAACACGGUAUAUCGGAUGUUUACCAUAUCUAGUGAAAUUGAAAAUAAUACUAAAAUUUGAGGGACGUUUUACUACCAGUCUUGUCACUCUUCGACAUGUUGAAUCCGAUCCAAUUAAAUUUUGAACCCAAAUAUAUAGACAAAUUCACAGAACACUUUGUAAUAUGUGUAUAGGUUCGUUACUAAUCUUGUCUUUUAAUAACGCUUACCUUCUAAUAGUGUGAAAGAAUACUUACAUCAUAAUGGUGUAAAAGUACAACUUUUAUUCUAAUUCUUACAUAAGUUUUUUUUUUUUUUUUUUUGCAUUAUCUCACUACACAAAUUGUCUUUACAGUCAAAAAUUUUUUUCACGAGCUAGUACUUUCAAUUCUUACAAUAAUUAUUCUCCAUCGUUUGCAUUGAACAACUGUAUAGAAUUGGCAAAAUGACACAUGAUAUAGAUUAAGCAAAAUUACUCAAAACUGGAAAAAAAAAAUUGUAGAUCAAUAAGUAUUUGGUCAAAUAUGUUGGCCAGACUGAUGUAUUAUACAUUUUUUUAUAUGUUGCUGGACUAAGUAAAAAGUGUAAAUGUUUUUAAUUUUUUUUUUUUUCCAACAUAGAGAUAACUGGAUAUAUAAUGCGACUUGACUUAUUAUAUGUAGAGUACAAAGUGACAGCUAUAGGGAAAAAUUUGAAUUGUAAAGUUUUGUAGCAUAGCAAGUCAAGAAUGAUUAUAUAUAUAUCCACUAAUCCUGAUUUAAACAUAUAAGUAUCAAAUUCCAUUUCUUUCUUUUACUUGUCGGAAUUUGAAAGUUAAUUUGAAUGUUCAUUGUCUAAUUUGAAAACAGGUCAUCCAGUUUUAGGCCAGUGGUAUGUUAAAUAAUUAAAAAAUUAUGAUAUCGAAAAAAGAUCAUUUAUUAUUAGUCUAAACAUACGAUACUACUUAACAUUUUAGUAUGAUAAAUAUAGGUGACAUCGGUAGGAGUUUGUAAAACCACUUGCAACGUUUCGAUCGUAAAUAUCGUUAUUUGGGUUUAAUAUUUCCGACAAAUUUUAUAUUUUCACGCCUGUGAUGAAAAGCAAUUACAAAUUGUAAAAUCCCCGCUAAUGAAAUUCGACUAAAAUUGUAUACGAGAAAAUGGAGCAUAGGCAACCGCUGCACACACCCCUUAGUACAAAUCUACUAAUUAAAACCUAGAAAAUGAUUUUCAAAUGUUGCAUUUGGUUAGGUCGGAGUCACUGGUCGUCAAGCAACUACAAAAGAGAGUGCUACAAAUGUAUUACUAAUAAUAAGAUUGUGCAAAACUGUAUAUACCUGGUAACCAAAAGAUGGUAAACAUCUAAACUCUAGAUGAUUAAUCAAGGUAUGUAAUAUCAGAGGAUGCAUUCAUUGUAUCAUGAAAAAUAUGAUAUCAAGUGCAUGCGUGAUGCUAUAAAAUUUCCAAUGACGUGGAAGGUUCCAGCUACGUUUUAGCUCUGUUUUACAAUCGUUGAAUGCACGUUACCAAAUUUCAAUUGAACUUUGACUUGCAUUUAACUAUUUUGUGGCAGAUUUUAUCGAAAUCAUUCGUCACGGAACAACUUGCUUCGCCCAGUCAAUAACGGCGACGAUAAUACGGUUUCAUUUUCAUGCAGAUAGAAAUCGUAAUUAAUAUCUCACUAUAACUUUUGAAACGUGAUCUCAUUUACGACAAUGACAAUUAAUGGUGAAACCGAUGCAGUAAAUGUUCUUUACCUUUAUCUGACAAUAAUAUGUGUUUUUCAUUUUAAUUUCAAAAUGUUUUCUUAUUAUUUAGACAUUUUGGAGCUGUGACUUGUUGACUCACAACUCCAAAAGGUCGUAUUUAGAACAAUUAUUAUUUCAGGAGUGCUGCACAAAUAAUGACAUCCUGAUGAUUUUUCUUGUGAGAAAUACAAAGUUUAAUUUUAUGGUGUACAAAGUCUCAGCAAAUAAAUUAGCAUUAAAAUGGGACCAACCACACAGAACUGUUUCUUACGAUUAGUUACAGAUUUAUCGUAUAAGUUCUUUUUUUAAGUUUACUCUCAUAAGUAUGAUCUGGAUCUAUUUAACACGGAAUAGAUUUUGUAUAGCCAGUGUUUGUAUUGUUGUAAAUAAUUUUUUUAGAAUAAAACACGUGUAGUUUUUAAUUUAUACACAUACAUUCAUUUUUUUCAUCUACUUUUAAAGCAAACCGUGACCCACUUGAUAUUCUUCGUUUUUCUACUUGUAUACUUUUAUUUUGAUGAACAACAAGAUUGUAUUUCCAUUAUUUGCUAUAAUGUUCUGAAAGCAAAGAAGCUACUUGGAUGUAUAUUACGACCCAGAAUUGGCCGCUAAUCAAUUGAUUAGAAUUUUUGAAACGCUAGAAAAUUUCAAGGUGCCUAAUCUUCUUCAUAGGAGUAACGAAAAUCGUAGUACAUGUGGCAAUAUGGAGUAAAUAUCUCGAAAAUUAGCAAUUGAAAAAAGUUAUUCACAUGCUGUGCAUCGUACGAAAAACAAUGAUACACUGAUACGAUCAUGUUAUAUCGUAUCAUGCUCUUUGAAAUUUUUUUAUUUUAUUUUUAUUUCCUGGGAAUGCUGUGUUUUAUCAAAAGUUGUCAAUCACUCUUCAAAAGGCUGUUUUGCAGACGAGCUACAGAGUGCUAGAAAGUGUUUUCCCAUUAUUCCUAAAAAGAAAUAAUUUUAAACUUUUUCUAUUCCAUGAAUGUUUAAUGAUGAAUGAUGAAUUCCUCUCUAACAAGAACGAAAUAGUUUAAGUUAUCCCAGUAAACUGAGUUCGAUUAUUAAAUUCGACAUUUGAAAAAUUCCGGAUUGGAACAAAUUGAAAAGAAUUGACCGCUUCAAAAUGAAUUUCCGUUAAACCGGAAUUUUCCAAAUCAACUUAGCAUGGAAUAGUCAGUUUAUAAUUAUGCUAUAAAGUGCUAGACAUUAAUUUUCAUCUAUGUAAAAUGCUGGCUGGAGAUUACGAAACUAUGCCAUGUAUAACUCAUAUUAUAUACAAUGUACGUAUAAUGUGUAGUUUCGUAUAAAAAUAAUGAACAUAAUGGAGUACACAUUGUUUAGAUGAACUUCUGUAAUAAAAUGUAGUCUAGUAGAUUUUGUACCUGUUUAUAAAAUUUAUAUAGUAUUAUUAUUAUUAUACCAUUAGCCAAUUGGACAUGGUUAUUGAAUAAA
Messenger RNA from Neodiprion fabricii, 6166 nucleotides. It is a transcript of the gene jumu, whose product is annotated as forkhead box protein P2. Gene Ontology annotation, biological process: regulation of transcription by RNA polymerase II. Bases 367 to 1986 code for a protein of 539 amino acids. Gene Ontology annotation, molecular function: transcription cis-regulatory region binding; DNA-binding transcription factor activity, RNA polymerase II-specific. The record is from RefSeq and is a predicted model, not a curated record. Lineage: Eukaryota; Metazoa; Arthropoda; Insecta; Hymenoptera; Diprionidae. The transcript is spliced from 4 exons.